UCAUCCACCAGAUGAAGGGGGAUUACGACGCGGCCCUGAAGCUCCACAAGACCCACCUGUGCAUCGCGCAGGAGCUGAGUGACUACGCAGCCCAAGGCCGUGCCUACGGGAACAUGGGCAACGCCUACAACGCCCUGGGCAUGCACGAGCAGGCUGUCAAGUACCACCGCCAAGAGCUGCAGAUCUCCAUGGAGGUAAACGACCGAGCCUCUCAGGCCUCAACGCACGGGAACCUGGCCGUCGCCUACCAGGCCCUGGGAGCUCAUGACCGGGCGCUGCAGCAUUACCAGAACCACCUGAACAUCGCCCGGGAGCUGCGAGACAUCCAGAGCGAGGCCCGGGCACUCAGCAACCUGGGGAACUUCCACUGCUCACGAGGGGAGUACGUCCAGGCUGCGCCCUACUACGAGGGGUACCUCCGCCUCGCCCCUGACCUCCAGGACAUGGAGGGAGAAGGGAAGGUCUGCCACAACCUCGGCUACGCCCACUACUGCCUCGGAAACUACCAGGAGGCUGUCAGGUACUAUGAACAGGACCUCGCCCUGGCCAAAGACCUUCACGACAAGCUGAGCCAAGCAAAAGCCUACUGCAACCUGGGCCUGGCCUUCAAGGCCCUGCUGAACUUCGCCAAGGCCGAGGAGUGCCAGAAGUACCUUCUGUCCCUCGCCCAGUCCCUGGACAAUUCCCAGGCUAAGUUUCGAGCCCUGGGGAACCUGGGUGAUAUAUUCGUCUGUAAAAAGGACGUAAACGGCGCAAUAAAGUUCUACGAGCAGCAGCUGGGCUUGGCUCACCACGUGAAAGACAGGCGGCUGGCGGCCGGCGCCUACGCGGCCCUGGGCACCGCAUACCGAAUGCUCCAGAAGCACGACAAAGCCUUGGGUUACCACACACAGGAACUGGAGGUCUAUCAGGAGCUGAGCGACUUGCCGGGUGAGUGCCGGGCUCACGGGCACUUGGCGGCUGUCUACAUGGCCCUCGGGAAAUACACCAUGGCCUUCAAGUGCUACCAGGAGCAGCUGGAGCUGGGCCGCAAGCUGAAGGAACCGAGCCUGGAGGCCCAGGCGUACGGCAACAUGGGCAUCACGAAGAUGAACAUGAGUGUGGUGGAGGAGGCCAUCGGCUACUUCGAGCAGCAGCUGGCCAUGCUGCAGCAGCUCAGCGGCAACGAGGCCGUGCUGGACAGGGGGCGGGCCUACGGCAACCUGGGGGACUGCUACGAGGCCCUGGGGGACCACGAGGAAGCCAUCAAGCACUAUGAGCAAUACCUGUCUGUCGCCCAGAGCCUGGGCCGCAUGCAAGACCAAGCCAAGGCCUACCGGGGUCUGGGAAAUGGGCACAGGGCAACAGGGAGCCUGCAGCAGGCCCUUGUGUGCUUCGAGAAGAGGCUUGUGGUGGCUCACGAGCUCGGGGAGGCCUCCAAUAAAGCUCAGGCCUACGGAGAGCUGGGAAGUCUCCACAGCCAACUGGGCAACUAUGAACAGGCCAUUUCCUGCCUUGAGCGCCAGCUGAACAUCGCCAGGGACAUGAAGGACCGAGCCUUGGAGAGCGACGCCGCCUGUGGCCUGGGUGGCGUCUACCAGCAGAUGGGGGAGUAUGACACGGCCCUGCAGUACCACCAGCUGGAUCUGCAGAUUGCCGAGGAGACAGACAACCCCACGUGCCAGGGCCGGGCCUACGGGAACCUGGGCCUCACCUACGAGUCCCUAGGCACCUUCGAGAGGGCCGUGGUCUAUCAAGAGCAGCACCUCAGCAUCGCGGCGCAGAUGAAUGACCUGGUGGCCAAGACAGCGUCCUACAGCAGCCUGGGCAGGACUCACCAUGCCCUGCAGAACUACUCCCAGGCAGUCAUGUACCUACAGGAAGGUUUAAGGUUAGCUGAACAACUGGGUCGAAGAGAAGACGAGGCAAAAAUCCGCCAUGGUCUUGGUCUCUCGCUUUGGGCGAGUGGAAACCUAGAGGAAGCUCAGCACCAGCUUUACAGGGCGUCGGCCUUAUUUGAGACGAUCCGGCAUGAGGCACAGCUGAGCACGGACUACAAGCUCUCUCUCUUCGACCUGCAGACAUCAUCCUACCAGGCCUUGCAGCGGGUGCUCGUCAGCCUAGGCCACCAUGACGAAGCCCUGGCAGUAGCAGAAAGAGGAAGGACGAGGGCGUUUGCUGACCUGCUGGUGGAAAGACAGACGGGACAGCAGGACUCCGACCCCUACUCACCCAUCACCAUCGAGCAGAUCUUGGAGAUGGUGAACGCACAGCGGGGACUGGUGCUGUACUACUCCCUGGCCGCAGGCUACCUCUACAGCUGGCUGCUGGCUCCCGGAGCAGGAAUCCUGAAGUUUCACGAACACUACCUGGGUGAUAAUUCGGUGGAAAGUUCCAGUGAUUUCCAAGCCGGCGGCAGCACAACCUUGCCCAUAGCAACCAGCUCUGCACUGGAGCAGCACAUCAGCAGCGUCAGGGAGGCCCUGGGGGUGGAGCCUUACUACUCCAGGGCCUGUGCCAGCAGUGAGACAGAGAGUGAGGCUGGGGACAUGAUGGAGCAGCAGGUGGAGGACAUGAGCAAGCAGCUCAACUCGGUGACCGAUCCCACGGGCUUCCUGAGGAUGGUGCGACACAGUAACCUCCUGCACAGGAGCUGCCAGAGCAUGACAAGCUUGUUCAGUGGCACGGUGUCACCCAGCAGGGAUGGAACCUCCUCUCUCCCCAGGAGGCAGAACUCACUGGCCAAGCCCCCACUCCGUGCCCUGUAUGAUCUACUCAUCGCGCCCAUGGAAGGGGGCCUGAUGCACUCCAGCGGCCCUGUGGGCCGGCACCGGCAGCUGGUCCUGGUUCUGGAGGGGGAGCUCUACCUUGUCCCCUUUGCUCUGCUGAAGGGCAGUGCCUCCAAUGAGUACCUAUAUGAGCGCUUUACUCUCGUCGCUGUGCCGUCCAUCCGCUCGCUCGGUCCACACUCCAAGUGUCACCUGAGGAAGACCCCACCCGCAUAUUCCAGCUCCACCGCCAUGGCAGCUGUCAUAGGCAACCCUAAGCUCCCAUCAGCAGUGAUGGACAGGUGGCUAUGGGGGCCAAUGCCUUCGGCAGAGGAGGAGGCGUACAUGGUAUCAGAGCUUCUGGGCUGUCAGCCCCUUGUGGGCAGCAUGGCCACCAAGGAGAGGGUCAUGAGUGCCCUGACCCAGGCGGAGUGUGUCCACUUUGCCACCCAUGUCUCCUGGAAACUGUCAGCUUUAGUCCUCACACCCAACACGGAGGGCAACCCCGCCAGCAGCAAGAGCUCCUUUGGCCACCCCUAUACCAUCCCUGAGUCGCUGCGGGUGCAGGACGAUGCAAGCGACGUAGAAAGCAUCUCAGACUGCCCGCCUCUGCGGGAGCUGCUCCUCACUGCUGCUGACCUCCUGGACCUACGGCUGUCGGUUAAGCUGGUGGUGCUCAGCUCGUCCCAGGAGUCCAACAGCCGCGUCACAGCGGAUGGCUUGGUGGCACUGACACGGGCCUUCCUAGCUGCUGGUGCACAGUGUGUACUUGUGGCUCUGUGGCCAGUGCCUGUAGCAGCUUCCAAGAUGUUUAUCCACGCCUUCUACUCGUCCCUGCUGAAUGGCUUAAAGGCCAGUGCCUCCCUGGGUGAGGCCAUGAAGGUUGUACAGAGCAGCAAGGCCUUCUCACACCCUUCCAACUGGGCAGGUUUCACACUUAUCGGGAGUGAUGUAAAGCUGAACAGCCCCUCAUCCCUCAUCGGCCAGGCCCUCACGGAGAUCCUACAGCACCCGGAGCGCGCACGGGACGCCCUGCGCGUACUGCUGCACCUGGUGGAGAAGUCCCUGCAGCGGAUCCAGAAUGGGCAGCGCAAUGCCAUGUACACAUCUCAGCAGAGCGUAGAGAACAAAGUGGGCGGCAUCCCCGGAUGGCAGGCUCUCCUCACUGCCGUGGGCUUCCGGCUGGACUCUGCUGCCAGUGGCCUGCCGGCAGCUGUCUUCUUUCCAACCGCAGACCCUGGCGAGCGCUUGCAGCAGUGCAGUAGCACCCUCCAGGCCCUGCUGGGUCUGCCUAACGCAGCCCUCCAAGCACUGUGCAAGCUCAUCACAGCCUCAGAAACGGGAGAGCAGCUCAUCAGCCGGGCUGUUAAAAAUAUGGUGGGAAUGCUCCAUCAGGUGCUGGUGCAACUGCAGGCCUGUGAGAAGGAGCAGGACUUUGCCUCGGCCCCUAUUCCGGUCUCCCUCAGCGUGCAGCUGUGGCGGCUCCCAGGGUGUCAUGAGUUCCUGGCAGCUCUCGGUUUUGACCUGUGUGAGGUGGGCCAAGAGGAAGUGAUCCUGAAAACCGGGAAACAGGCCAGCCGGCGCACUACCCACUUUGCACUCCAGGCCCUGCUGUCACUCUUCGAUUCCACUGAGCUCCCCAAGCGCCUCAGCCUGGACAGCUCAUCAUCCCUGGAGUCCCUGGCUUCAGCGCAGUCUGUGUCCAAUGCUCUGCCCCUGGGCUACCAGCACCCUCCUUUCUCGCCCACCGGGGCGGACAGCAUGGCUUCCGAUGCCAUCUCUGUGUACAGUCUCAGCUCCAUUGCUUCCUCCAUGAGCUUCGUCUCCAAGCCCGAGGCGGGUUUGGAAGGCGGGGGCCCCCGAGGACGACAGGACUAUGAUAGAGCCAAGAGCACCCACACACAACGAGCCACCCUGCCACGGCGCCAGCUGUCCCCCCAGGGCACACGUGGGACAAGCAAGGAAGAAGAAGAAUACGAGGGGUUCUCCAUUAUCAGCAUGGAGCCACUGGCAGCCUACCAAAGUGACGGGAAGGCACGCUUCUCCCCAGACCCCAAGCAGCCGUGUGUCAGGGCACCGGGCGGUGUGAGGCUGUCAGUCAGCUCCAAGGGGAGUGUCAGCACACCCAACUCCCCCGUGAAGAUGACCCUGAUCCCAAGCCCAAACUCACCCUUCCAGAAAGUGGGGAAACUGGCCAGCUCAGACACAGGUGAGUCGGACCAGUCCAGCACGGAGACCGACAGCACCGUCAAGUCCCAGGAGGAGACCACCCCCAAGCUCGACCCCCAGGAGCUGGCCCAGAGGAUCCUAGAGGAGACCAAAAGCCACCUCCUGGCGGUAGAGCGCCUUCAGAGGAGUGGUGGCCCAGCAGGCAAGGGCCCUGACCGAGAAGAUGGCAUGGUAGCACCCAACAGCACCACAGUCUUCAGGGCGUCAGAAACCAGCGCCUUCAGCAAGCCUGUCCUCUCCCACCAGAGAAGUCAGCUGUCGCCGCUCACUAUCAAACCCCAGCCCCCGGCCAGGAGCUCAUCCCUCCCCAAGGUGAGCAGCCCUACCACACCAGAGGUGUCAGGCAAGGAUGGCCUGAGCCCUCCUGGCAGCAGCCACCCGUCACCUGGCCGUGACACCCCAGCCUCCCCAGCAGACCCACCGCUCUUUAGACUCAAGUACCCCAGCUCUCCUUACAGUGCACACAUUUCCAAGUCCCCCCGGAACGCAUCCCCUGGCUCAGGCCACCAGUCCCCUGCGUGCAGUGCACCGUCUCCUGCACUCUCCUACUCUUCAGCUGGCUCUGCCCGCUCCAGUCCAGCCGAUGCCCCUGAUGAGAAGGUGCAGGCAGUGCACAGCCUCAAGAUGCUCUGGCAGAGCACACCCCAGCCCCCCAGGGGCCCCCGGAGAAUAUGCCGAGGUGCGCCGGGAGCCUUGACAUCCAAAAGAGAUGUCCUCAGCCUGCUGAACCUGUCCCCUCGGCAUGGCAAAGAGGAGGGCGGGGCAGACAGGCUGGAACUGAAGGAGCUGCCUGUGCAGCGGCAGCGUGACGAGGUGCCAUCCAAAGUCCCCACCAACGGCCACUGGUGCACGGAGACAGCGGCACUGACAACAUCUGGUGGCCUCAGCACCACAGCCGCCACACGCCCCCUGAGACUGCCCUUGGCCAAUGGUUACAAGUUCCUGUCCCCAGGAAGGCUCUUCCCUUCCUCCAAAUGUUAAAGCAUUGUCUUGCCCUGGCCCCUCAUCUA
Molecule: messenger RNA, 5986 nt
Organism: Acomys russatus (golden spiny mouse)
Lineage: Eukaryota; Metazoa; Chordata; Mammalia; Rodentia; Muridae
Gene: Ttc28
Product: tetratricopeptide repeat domain 28
Exons: 17
Coding region: 12-5957 (1981 amino acids)
Molecular function (GO): protein binding
Source: RefSeq, a predicted model, not a curated record